AUGUCCUCAAACAUAAGUGGAGGCCAUGGUGGAAGCACUGCUGUUGGUGGUGGAAUCGGAACCACUGUCUGCAUGCCUGGGUCAGGCUGCAGCAAUGUAGGCACGUCUCGAUCACGUGGGACCUCACAUUCAUCGUCUGGACCGACCUCGUCUACAAUAUUGCCUGGCCAUUGCUCAGCAGUUAAUUCUUCUUGUAGCUUUGGUUGUAUCUCCAUGUCUUCUCUGCCCUUUGGUAUCUCACCAUUAACUGGCUCAGUUCCAGGGCCCAAUACCAUUCUCACAGGGACCGGUAUUCAACUCUCUCCCUUGCCUUCAUGUUCAUCUCCUGCCGUCUUGACUACAUCUCUUAGUUCGAAUUCCGGAACUGAGGCUAACGUAUCUGCAGAUAAGCCUAGCUUUUGCUCUCUGGCUACCAGCACUACCGACCACUGUCAUUUACUUGCUAUUCCGGCUUCUAGUAGUUGCGGAAUUGGUGUUGCUGGAAUCGGGACCUCACCAGCAUGCUCUGGAUCCUUGGGAAGUGGUAAGGUGUUUGAGAGACGCACUCGCGCCCAAUUCGAAAAGCAUCAUCAUCACUACCCUAAUAGCAACAGCACUAUUAACAACAACAACCAAAGUCAUCAUCAACACCAGCAGAUACAUCAGCUGGGCCCUGGCGUUGGUGAGAUGCCUGCCCGCCCAUGCGUUCCGUUUAUCGCGAUUGGGCUCACAAAUAGGCUGAUCCAUUUUGAGUUGCGCCAUCCAGAUACUGUGGAUUCAGGCAGAGGGACUAUGUUGGUUAACUUUUGGAAGCAUCGUCGGCUAACUGAGAUGGUCGAACGCUACUUGGCUUUCCAGCGUUUGCCUUACGAUUUUGCCCUGGAUUCUAAAGUUCGUGUAAGAUAA
Molecule: messenger RNA, 885 nt
Organism: Protopolystoma xenopodis
Lineage: Eukaryota; Metazoa; Platyhelminthes; Monogenea; Polystomatidea; Polystomatidae
Source: the annotation of a GenBank genome assembly